Drosophila obscura is the source of this 1416-nucleotide messenger RNA. Its product is annotated as galactose mutarotase. The transcript has a single exon. The coding region runs from base 227 to 1330 and encodes 367 amino acids. Gene Ontology annotation, molecular function: carbohydrate binding; aldose 1-epimerase activity. The record is from RefSeq and is a predicted model, not a curated record. Lineage: Eukaryota; Metazoa; Arthropoda; Insecta; Diptera; Drosophilidae. Gene Ontology annotation, biological process: beta-D-galactose catabolic process via UDP-galactose, Leloir pathway; glucose metabolic process.
CUGCCAGGAGCUGCCAUGUAAUGUUGACGGUUGAUGGCUGCUCGAAGACUAACAAAAAGGCUCUUCUAAAAAAUAUCACUAAGUUAGCCUUGUCCUUUCUGGCAUCUUUCAGUAUUUGCAUUGCUUUCCAAAUUCUCAGUUUCUCACCCUAGGAUAAUCCAAAUUUUUGUUUCCCCUCAUUUUGGUAAAAGUUUUCGAGUUUUGUUGAAUCUACGCAGCUGGCACGAUGGUGCGCGUAAUCGAGGAUAUGUUUGGCAUCGCCGUGAACCCCAUCAGCCAGAAGACGGAUCAGGUGCGCCGCUUCACACUGAGCACUGACCGAGGCAUGUGCGUGUCCAUUCUCACCCUGGGGGCCAUCAUCCAGAGGAUCAUGGUGCCGGACUUUGACGGGAAGCUAGAGGAUGUCUGUCUGGGCUACGAUGACGUGGCCGGCUACUACCGCAACCAGCCGAGCUACUUCGGAGCCACCAUUGGAAGGGUGGCCAAUCGAGUGGCCCGGGGCCGCUUCAAGCUGUGCGGCAAGGAAGUGAGUGUGAGCCGCAACUUCAGGGACCGGUACCAGCUGCACGGCGGCUUUGUCGGCUUCGACAGCGUUAUCUGGGACGUGGUGGGCAUACACAAGGAUGGCGUAACCUUUCAGCACGUCUCGCCGGACGGCCACGAAGGGUACCCCGGAGAGGUGACUGUCAACAUCAACUUUUCGCUGAACGAAACGGGCUGCUUUGGCAUGAGGAUCGAGGCGAGGGCCAAGGCCACCACCUGCGUCAACAUCACUAACCAUGCGUACUUCAACUUAGCCGGCCAUGGAACCGGCAAGGACACCCUCUUGCAGCACAUGCUGAUGAUCAAGGCCCAGAAGAUUGUGGACACGGAUAUCGAGCAGAUCCCCACUGGGAAGCUGAUGCGUGUCCGCAACACUCCGUACGACUUCUCCAGCCUUGUCAACCUCGGCAAGCGUAUUGUCCAGCUCUCCAAUUGUCCCAUCAGCGGCUUCGAUAAUAACUAUUGUGUCGACGUGGCGCCCAAUCGUGUCCAGCUAGUGGCCCGUAUUGUCCAUCCCUGCAGCGGUCGCUACAUGGAGGUGCACACCAACCAGCCGGGGCUGCAGUUCUACACCGCCAACAAUCUGCCCGACGAGGACCGCGGCGGGGUGCCCAACAUUGGCAAGGGCGGAGCUCACUAUGUGCGGCAUGGCUCCUUCUGCCUGGAGACCCAAAAGUAUCCCGAUGCCAUGAAUCACGAUGAUUUCCCGUCAAUCAUCCUCAAUCCUGGACAGUUGUAUGACCAUCAGGUGGUCUACAGAUUCGGUGCCUGCCCCAAGCGAAUUUAGGGAUGGUGCUGCGCUCCUUCUUGAUAACAAAACAAAAUCUUAAAUUUUCACUCAAUAAUAAAGGAUAUGAUCGAUGGUUUAUAUUA